Danio rerio (zebrafish) is the source of this 2611-nucleotide messenger RNA. RefSeq names its product solute carrier family 6 member 6a (gene slc6a6a). Gene Ontology annotation, cellular component: membrane; plasma membrane; mitochondrial inner membrane. Lineage: Eukaryota; Metazoa; Chordata; Actinopteri; Cypriniformes; Danionidae. Gene Ontology annotation, biological process: gamma-aminobutyric acid transport; neurotransmitter transport. Gene Ontology annotation, molecular function: taurine:sodium symporter activity. The record is from RefSeq and is marked provisional.
CACAAGAAGACAAAAGAACAAGAGACGGACUUGAGCAAUAAACUGCAUUUUCAGUAUGGCACAGAAGGAAAAGCUGCAGUGUCUGAAGGAUUUCCAUAAGGACACACUGAAGCCGUCUCCCGGUAAGAGUCCCGGCACGCGUCCUGAAGACGAGGCGGAGGGAAAAGCCCCACAGCGGGAGAAAUGGGCCAGCAAGCUGGAUUUCGUGCUCUCCGUGGCCGGAGGUUUUGUCGGUUUAGGAAACGUUUGGCGUUUUCCGUACCUCUGCUACAAGAAUGGCGGAGGUGCAUUUCUCAUCCCCUACUUCAUCUUUCUGUUUGGUGGUGGUUUGCCUGUCUUCUUUUUGGAGGUGGCGCUCGGUCAGUUCACCUCUGAGGGAGGAAUAACCUGCUGGGGGAAACUCUGCCCGAUAUUCACUGGAAUCGGCUACGCCUCAAUCAUAAUUGUGUCUCUGCUGAACAUCUACUACAUCGUGAUCCUGGCGUGGGGUCUGUAUUACCUGCUGCAGUGUUUCCAGCACGAGCUGCCCUGGGCGCGCUGCAGACACAGCUGGAACACGGAGAACUGCGUGGAGGACACCGUACGCAAGAACAAAACCCUCUGGCUCUCUGCCAAUGCCACCAACUUCACCUCGCCGGUCACUGAAUUCUGGGAGAGGAACGUCCUCAGCAUCUCUUCAGGGAUCGACGAGGUUGGUGGUCUAAAGUGGGAGCUUGCACUGUGUCUGCUGGCCGUCUGGGUCAUUUGCUUCUUCUGCAUCUGGAAAGGAGUCAAAUCCACUGGAAAGGUGGUUUAUUUCACAGCCACAUUCCCCUUCCUCAUGCUGAUUGUACUGUUGAUCCGCGGUGUGACUCUGCCUGGUGCCACCGAGGGCAUCAAGUUCUACCUUUACCCAGAUCUCUCCCGCCUGAAAGACCCGGAGGUUUGGAUCGAUGCAGGCACUCAGAUCUUUUUCUCAUAUGCUAUUUGUCUUGGUGCAAUGACUUCACUGGGAAGCUACAACAAGUACAAGUACAACUGUUACAGGGACUGCAUGCUGCUCGGGUGCCUGAACAGCGGUACCAGUUUCGUGUCAGGCUUUGCCAUCUUCUCAGUCCUGGGGUUCAUGGCACAGGAGCAGGGCAUAGCCAUCGCUGACGUGGCCGAGUCAGGUCCUGGUCUGGCCUUCAUCGCAUAUCCAAAAGCUGUCACAAUGAUGCCACUGCCGACAGUCUGGGCCAUACUAUUCUUCAUAAUGCUUCUGCUGCUGGGCCUAGACAGUCAGUUUGUAGAAGUGGAGGGUCAGAUCACCUCGCUGGUGGACCUGUACCCGUCCCUCCUAAGGAAGGGAUACCGGAGAGAAAUCUUCAUCGCUGUGAUCUGCGUCAUCAGUUACCUGCUGGGACUCACCAUGGUCACUAAAGGUGGCAUGUACGUCUUCCAGCUGUUUGACUACUACGCCGCCAGCGGUGUGUGCCUUCUCUGGGUUGCAUUCUUUGAAUGUGUUGCAGUAGCCUGGGUUUACGGGGCUGAUAAUUUCUACGAUGCUAUAGAGGACAUGAUCGGCUACAGACCCAACAGCUGGAUGAAAUGGAGCUGGAUGCUGAUCACCCCCGUCCUUUGUGUGGGUUGUUUUGUCUUUUCAUUGGUGAAAUACAAGCCGCUGACUUAUAACAAGCUUUACAAGUAUCCUGAUUGGUCCAUUGGCUUGGGUUGGGCUCUUGCUCUGGCUUCAAUGAUUUGCAUCCCGAUGAUGGUCGUCAUCAAAAUCAUCCAAUCAGAUGGCUCCCUGAUUGAGCGGAUCAAAGCCGUGGCGGCGCCGGUUAAAGGAGGCGCAAGCUCCCGUCCGAAGGAGUACAGCCUGAAGAACAGCGAGCUGCUUCACCCGCUGGACCCCAACGGCAUCCACGCCUUCAGCAAACACACACACACCAUCGUAGAAACUACUAUGUGAGACUCUCUAAGAGAGAUUGGCGUAUUUCUCCUCCUCUGUCCUCUCCUAUGGGAGAUUCUGCUUUCCUGUGUCGCCCCCCUCCCCUCUCUCUCUGCACUAGUGUGUUUUUACAGAAUUAUCUUAUACUGAUAUAUCUUUUUUGCCAUGUAGGAUUUGUAUUCUGAUUGUAAUCACUGGUAUUAGCAUUAAUGCUGAUAUUGUAAUAACCUGAUGUGAGCUUUAGCCGUCUGAGGCGGUUUGUUUAAUCUGUAGUGCACUGUUUUUUAGAUUUAACCACAUCCUGACCAGGUGCAACAUUUAGAUGAUUUACUGCGCAUUACUUUAUUAUUGCUCAGCAUAUCUAGCAGGGAUUUGGAUAGUAUGAGAUCAUUUUAUUACAGUUUUGGUUGAACUGAAUUUCCAAUGAUAAAAAAAAGCGUUUGGCUUAGAUGUACAGUUGAGGUCAGAAUUAUUAGCCCUCCUGUUCACUUUAAAUUCUUCAAUAUCUGUUUAACAGAGAUAAGAUGUUUUCAGCACAUUUCUAAACACAAUCAUACACCUGAUGCAAUAAGGUGCAACACAUGUUUGGCGCGAUUUGUUGCUAUUUUCAGACCAGCGCAACAGUAAUUUUCACGCUUUGCGCUAAGUUGUUUAAAUAGCAAAUGCAUUUGCACCACUUUGUGGACUCAUGAGUGUGUU